Messenger RNA from Habropoda laboriosa, 2845 nucleotides. Its product is annotated as serine/threonine-protein kinase SIK3-like. The coding region runs from base 1 to 2784 and encodes 927 amino acids. Lineage: Eukaryota; Metazoa; Arthropoda; Insecta; Hymenoptera; Apidae. The transcript has 13 exons. Gene Ontology annotation, cellular component: cytoplasm. Gene Ontology annotation, molecular function: ATP binding; tau-protein kinase activity; protein serine/threonine kinase activity. Gene Ontology annotation, biological process: protein phosphorylation; microtubule cytoskeleton organization; intracellular signal transduction. The record is from RefSeq and is a predicted model, not a curated record.
AUGGCAUCCGCGACGACGUCGCACAAUGAGGUUUCGCAGGAAUUUUCUGUCAACAAACUUAUUCGUGUCGGUUAUUACGAAUUGGAAAAAACUAUUGGCAAGGGAAAUUUUGCUGUUGUUAAAAUGGCCACCCACGUUGUAACUAAAUCGAAGGUUGCUAUUAAAAUAAUAGAUAAAACAAAAUUAAAUGAAGAAAAUUUAGCUAAAAUAUUUCGUGAAGUACAUAUAAUGAAACGAUUAAGGCAUCCACAUAUUAUAAGAUUAUACCAAGUAAUGGAAACAGAGAAGAUGAUUUAUUUAGUUACUGAAUAUGCUCCUGGAGGAGAAAUAUUUGACCAUCUUGUGCGAAAUGGUAGAAUGCCAGAACCAGAAGCAAGGAGAAUUUUUCGUCAAAUUGUUCUUGCUGUUCGUUAUCUUCACCAACAAAGAGUUGUUCACCGAGAUCUUAAGGCUGAGAAUUUACUACUUGAUGCAGACAAUAAUAUAAAACUUGCAGACUUUGGAUUUAGUAAUGAAUAUACUCCAGGUGUUCCACUUAGCACUUGGUGUGGAUCACCACCAUAUGCUGCUCCGGAAAUUUUUGAAGGAAAACAUUAUGAUGGCCCAAGAGCUGAUGUUUGGAGUCUUGGUGUUGUUUUGUAUGUAUUGGUUUGUGGUGCAUUGCCAUUUGAUGGACCCACAAUGCAGUUAUUACGUUCUGUAGUAAUCUCAGGGAAAUUCAGAAUACCAUUUUUUAUGUCUGCAGAAUGUGAAAAACUGAUUAGACAUAUGUUGGUAGUGGAACCAGAACGACGUUUAAGUAUUUCACAAAUUUUAGCACACUCUUGGAUGGGUGGAGAUGGUGUAACAGAACCUGAACCAGGAGGGUGUAGUCCUGAAAAUGUGCCACCACAGUUAAACCAGGUAGUAAUAGAAAAUAUGUUAAGAUUACCAGGACUUAGUGCAGAAACAUUACUGAAAGCAGUUCAAGGAAAUGCUUUUGAUCAUGUAUCAGCAAUAUAUAAUCUUCUUGUUGACCGAUUAGAACCAACAAUGCCUAGUUUACCUAGUAUUCAAAGUAUACCUGGAGAUUAUGCUCCUGAUGGAGCACAUCAGUUGGAAAAGUUUGGUGAUACGGAAGCGGAAACAGAAGAAAGAAGUGGAAUGCAACUUACACCUGGCACAUCUUAUCACACAACAAGAAGGCACACAGUUGGACCUGGUGAUACUGCACAUCAGCCACCAACACCAUAUCCUUAUAAUUACAAUCAUACAUCAGGCGACCCGGCAUUGCGACUUCUUCCUAUAUUACAGUGUAAUAAUACUGAUCCUCAAGUGUUACCUCAUACAAAUCUGCCAUUGAACCUUCCCUUGGUUCAACAUCAACCUCCUCAGAACUUUCAAAUCAAAGAUCAACAUCUGUUAAAACCUCCUCCUGUUAUGGGAGCCACGGGAAGUUUUGGAAGAAGAGCUUCAGACGGUGGAGCUAAUCUUCAUGUGUUCUAUCAACAACAUGGUAGUAAUUCUGGUGGUACAGAAGAUGGUGGAUGGAGUCAACCUGGCAGUAGAGAGCAUUUACAACCUAUACCAAGUGGAAGUCCAACACUAGUACCAUGCACUCAGUCAUUAAAUGUAGGGGUUAAUAGUGGAAAUGGAGAUGCAAAUGGCAAUAAUAGUGGAAGUGGAAGUGGAGGAAGUGAUAGAAAAAGACGAAGUGGUCUUACUGCCGUCAUGCAAAGACCAGUUAUAAAUCCGGAAAUGGUAAUGGAGGUGGAAGCUAGGAUGAAUAGAGCUUACCUCCCAUCACGGCUGUUACCAACUCACCUUAGAGGAGCAACACUUCCACAUCAUAGGAAGACUUCUUUGUAUCAUACCAGCACUGUAGGUAAUAGAGAUUCAUACAAGGAACCGAGCACACACGUUUCUACAGAAAGAUACUCACCCGUUCGGAGAGCAUCCGAAGGUUCUGGUCCACCUGGACCUGGAAUUCAGGCACUUCAACAAGAAUAUCAGCAAUUGCAGAGGUUAGCGUCUCCAUCACAUAGUCCUGCAAGUAUUCCAGGGUCUCCUGUGCAUGAAAGAGGAGUAGCAGCAAUUACACAAGGUUUAAGUGGAUUAACCACAGCAGCAAUACAAGGCAGUAUAGUUCAUGGUACACCAACACAACCACCGGCAACACCAUUGGAUUUGAGUCCGCUAAGGCAUCAUAGAUCACCAGCUACCACACCAGUCAGUUAUUCACCUAGUAACAGUCCAGCUUUAGAUAUGAUUCAGGAAGAACAUCCUGUGGAAAUACCAAGAGUACCGCCUCAGAUAUCUGUAACAGAUCUUGGAGGACAAGUAACUCUUAUUAGUUGUUCACCUUCGCCAUCUCCAUCGCCUGAUUCACUUGAAGACACGUUACCUCAUUACAGUCCUCUUCCCAGUUUCAUCAUCUCUGAACCGUGUGACCCAUCGAGACCCAGUAUCACACGUGGCAUCGGUAGGCCACUAAAUACAUCAAUACCUACAGAAGUUGAAGUCACUUUAUCGGAUGAAUCGAGUAGGUUAAAUUCUGAAGCUAUAUUAGGCCGUGUAAAACAAAUUAUAGAUGCAAGAGCCCCCCCAAAGGGAUUUGUCUUCUCUAGAGAAGAAGUGAAAGGUGGCGGGCUUAGUUUAGAAUACCCAGGUGGUGUUCAAAUUGAACUUAGAGUAUGUGAAUCCGAAGAAAAAGAAGUAAAAGGCAUUAAGAUGCGAAGAAUUAGUGGGGACCAAUUGCAGUACAGUCAACUUUGCCAGCAGCUGAUCUCGUGUAUUACCGUUUGACGACAACCAGCACAUAAUAUAAUAUUUUUCUUAUAUAUUACGUUACAUUCCUGGUGCCACA